AUGGCGGGAAGAGGACGCAAGAGCGGUUACAAUCUCAGGAGUAGCAGCCAAACAGAUUUGAGAGCUUUUGGAAUAACGUUGGAGAAAAAACAAGAAAUGAGCGAAAAUAAAAAAAGUGAUAAGGGAAAUCUAAGCGAUGGUGAAAUAUUCUCAGAUGAUGAAAUCAAUGAACUUGAUAAUACAUUGAUAGAGGUAGAUGCUGAAAUUCAUCAGGAAAAAACAGAAGUGGGAGAAAACAGUAUGGCUGAUGAAAGAAAAGAGACAGAGAAAGACGGAGAAGAUGAAGCACAAUCACAAGACAAUAGCGGCAGUAGUACACCGCCAAAAUCAAGGAGUGAAAAUAACGAACUAAAAGAUGGCGCUAAAAAGCAAGAAUUAAAUGUAGCAAGCGGGCUAAGUGAGAUAACCGAGCAACUGACGAGAACACUUCUGGAAAAAAUAAGUGAAGAAAAUAGAAGGAAAGAAAAUGAGUGGGAAUUAAUGCUCAGCGCAACCCUAAAUGACAUCAACGACUCCAACAGAACUGGGGUUAAACUACUACUGCAAAAAAUGAACCAGCUAGAAAAAUGUGACAGAGAAAAAAGAUCACAAUCAUGUAACAACUGUAAACUAGCUAGAGAAAAAGAAGAGAAAAUAAAAAAAGAAGCAGGAGAAGAGAAAAAGAAAUGGGAAAAAGAAAAGGAGACACUUGUUGAAAGAUAUCUGAAAGCAGAAAGUAGAGUGAGAGAACUAGAAAGCGCGAAAUACAGCGCGAGACGUGUUGACACAGGGCGAAGAGCAUCAUUGAUACACAACACACAAUACAGAAACGAAGAUUACGUUAUGGAUGAAUAUACGCAAUACAUGCUAGAUGAUGCCAGAGCACGUAGUGAUCAAAAGAGAAGUGUAAGCUGGAGCAGAGCGACAACUAGAACGACAAAUGAUUAUGAAGAAAGAAAAAAAAGAGAAAGAGCAAGGAGCGGUCAAGACGGAGAUAAACAACCUAGACCACUCACAGAAAAAGAGAUAGAAGAGGAAAUGAAGAAAAGAGAAAAAAAAAGACUUUUUCUGGUAAUAAAACAUAAUUGCAAAACCAACACAGAGGCAAUAAAUAUUAUAAAAGAAAAAAUAGGAUACCAGGUGAACGGGAACUCAGUGAAAAAAAGCACGGAGGGUAUGUUAACACUAAAAAUGAACAGUUUAGCAGAGAAACAAAAAUUGAUGAGUGAAAGAGUCAAGCUAAGAGGUACAGACGUCUACCUGGACGACGAAUUAACAGAAAGAGAAAUUGAGGUGGCAAAAUGGUUGAGAGAGAUCGAAAAGGAGCAGAGAGAGAAGAAUGUAAUGGUGAAAAAAGGUUAUAUGAAAAUAUGUAUUGAUUAUACCUGGAAAUAUUGGGAUGAAAGAAGAGGUUUGGACGACGAAAAAAAUAGUAGAGAUUGA
Cotesia glomerata is the source of this 1422-nucleotide messenger RNA. Its product is annotated as DNA ligase 1-like. Lineage: Eukaryota; Metazoa; Arthropoda; Insecta; Hymenoptera; Braconidae. The transcript has a single exon. The coding region runs from base 1 to 1422 and encodes 473 amino acids. The record is from RefSeq and is a predicted model, not a curated record.